Diorhabda sublineata is the source of this 4617-nucleotide messenger RNA. Its product is annotated as SET and MYND domain-containing protein 4-like. The transcript is spliced from 3 exons. The record is from RefSeq and is a predicted model, not a curated record. Gene Ontology annotation, molecular function: protein binding. Bases 212 to 1867 code for a protein of 551 amino acids. Lineage: Eukaryota; Metazoa; Arthropoda; Insecta; Coleoptera; Chrysomelidae.
AGAGUUUUAAAUAGACUGGAGGCAAGACGUUGAACUAUUCGAGUGAUUAUAAACAGUUUGUGAUGUUGUGUAACAUUCCAAUGAAAAGCAAUAAAACAAAUAAUUGAACACCUAAUGUAUAUGACUUCAAUUUUAUCUUAUCUACAACGUAAUUUUAGGAAGUGUGAAAUACAAAAAUAGUUGAUAACAUAAAUACGUAACAAGAAAAAGUAUGAAAGAUAACAACAAUAGUACUAUUCAAGGCAUAUUUCAAGAUUUGAUAAAAAAUAUUCAAAUAGACAACGAAGUUAAACAUGUAUCAGACGAAUUUUCGAAGAUAUCUUCUUGUUCAGAGAAGGUAUCUUUUGUGUACGCGCUUUUAAAACGAUAUAACCUUUUACCUGGAUUAAUUGUCGACGAGAAAAGAAACGAAGUUGCUAUCAAAUUAAGAGAACAUGGAAAUCAAAAAUUUAAAGAAAAAAAACUGAAAGAGGCGUUAGAUUUAUACACCAGUAGUUUGGCGUACGCCGAGAAAAAUUCUGAGCAUUAUCCAAAAGCGAUAGCAAACAGAUCCGCAGUAUUAUUUGAACUGGAAUUAUAUGAAGAAUGUAUAAAGGACAUUGAAACAGCUUUAGACCACAAUUACCCAAAAGAAUUACAGCCGAAGAUCAUUAAAAGGAAUGAAAUCGCUAAAUCCAAAAAGACAACCAAUGAAAAAAUACAUUAUUUCCAACAAAUUCCUGUAAUACCAAAAGAUUCCCAAUCAACUUCAAUUCAAAGCGCUUCGAACAUUUUAGAAAUAGAAAUAUCAGACGUGCAAGGCAGAUACGUAGUAGCCAAAGAAAACAUCGAAAUCGGUGACGUUCUAGCUGUUGAAAAACCGUUCUGUCAUGUAUUAGCUUCAGAAUUUUUCACUCAUUGUCACGAAUGCUUAAAACUUUGCUACAACCUGUUACCAUGCCCGAAUUGCACGCAGGUACUAUAUUGUAGCAUAGAAUGUCAAAAAAAUGCUAAAAUCUAUCAUGUAUACGAAUGUAAAAUAUUAAAGACUUUGCGGAAUUUGAAUUUAGAUAAAUUGAAGCUUUUGCCUCUAAAAAUAGCCAUAUCGGUGAAAAACAGUUACAGUUCAAUUAGUCAUAUUAAUGAGGAAUCGGAAAGUUUUUAUAGGUCCGACAGAUAUAAGGAAAUUCACAAUUUAAUUUCAAAUACUCAGUCUCGCACGGUAGCUGAUUUAUUUGAAAGGUCCACGACAGCAGCUAUUGUUUUCAAUUUAAUACAUAAACACACGAAAUUCUUCAAUUCAGUACUAGAGGAGAGCAUUUUCAAAGAAUUAUAUUUAAGGCAUUUGCAAAUUGCUCCAUGUAAUUUCCACGAAAUAUCAGAGUUACAUCAAAAUCAAGACGAUUAUUUUGAAGCCCAAGAAAUAGGUGCUGGUGCUUUUUCGUUUUUGAGUCUGUUUAAUCAUAGUUGUAAUCCAAACGUAGUUAGACACUGUUAUGGAAAUGUUGUUGUUUUAAGAGCUAUUAGAAGUAUCCACAAAGGUGAACAACUCUUUGAUAAUUAUGGGUAUCAUUUUGCCUUGAUGCCCAAAGAAACCCGGAAAACUAAUUUAAAAAAGCAAUAUUACUUCGAGUGCAACUGUUAUGUGUGUGAGAAUAAUUGGCCCCUACUUCACAAUUUACCAGCGUUAAAAUAUGAUACAGGAGUAACUGAUACAGAUAUCGUUCAACUAAGAAGAGGAGAUGAAACAAUAACGACGAAUAUAAUUAGAAAACUUCUACCGAAAUUUAAACAAUUAGAAUCAAUUCAACCGAACAGAUUAUUUUUUGAAAUGCAAGAAGUCCUGAAGCAAUGUUAUGCGUUAUCAGGAAAUAUUAGAAGAAAAUAAAAUAUCUAAAAGGAUAACUAUUAAACAUAUUAAAAUUAUUAAAUUAAAAGAAUUAGUCUGGCAAAGUAAUAAUUAUGACAUCCAGUUCAAGUCGUUUCGGUAAUAAUUGAAAUGGAGAUAUCCAAAUGAUAGAAAAAAUAAAACAAUUUUUAGUUUUUUAGGGGUAAAUAAUAAUUGUAACAAAUGGUAAUUGUAUCAUUUACCCCUCACAGCUCCAAUUACCUUGAAAAUUUAGUAUCACAGCUCCGAUAACUUUCAAAAUUCAAUAUUCAAAAUCUACUUUGGUGUAUGAAUUGUAACCAAGUCUUUACCAGCUAUAUUAUGAGCGGUUUCUUAUUGGGAACGUGGCAAUGAAACACCAACGUGGACUAACUUUAAUAUAUUUUCCGAGCUUUCGAAAUAUUUCAAUUAUUCAAUAUUUCUAUCAACGUCACUUUGAAUAUUGACUUUUGAAUUCUAUGAAUCUAAAAUUUUUAUAAGAAUUUAUACAACUCAAAACCACCGCAAAUCUUAAUUAAUUAUUUCUCAGUCGAUGAGUCGAUGAGUAAUCGAAAGCUCGGAAAAUACAUUAAAAUUAGUCUACUCUUUGGUAUUUCAUUGUCACGUUCCCAAUAAGAAACCGCUCAUAAUAUAGCUGGCAAAGUUUUCGAUACAAUUCACUUCAAAAUAUCAAAAUAUGAUAUUUGAUAAAAAAUCACAGAAAAGUCGAAACGUCAAAUUUUAUCUUUCUUCCAAAAAUUAUUAAACAAACUAAUUUUAAAACGGAAGAGACUUAAAAUCAAGAACAUUUAGUUGCUUUAAUAUAUCAAAAGAAAUAAGAAAUUGAAGAAAUAUAUAGCGUUUUCAUGAAUUAUUGAGAUUUUUUCAAGGGACUGGCUGCGUAUCAAAGAUUUGAUCUAAGGUUCAUAUCCAUGCUAAUUUCGCGGGAAAUUUGAAAAUAACUCGAGUAAUUUUAAAUGCUCGAAGCUAGUUGUCGCAUCAAAUUGUGAAUGAAACUAAAGUAUUAUGCAAACUACUUUCAUUUUGCUAACAUUUCAAAUUUAAAUAUUGUUGUUUACAAGAAAAUAUAAGUACCUGAAAUAAAAAUACUGUUUAAAUGAAGUAUUUUGUAAAAUAUUUUGGUUUCAUUCAGAAUUUAUGUGACAACCAGGUACGACCAUCUAAAUUUCGCAAUUAAAUGGUUUAUAUAAGAUAUAGGUAGAUGCAAUAUUGAAACACAGGAUGAUUAUUUUAAUUUUUAUUUUGUUUUUGACAUUUUGUAACUAUAUCCACAAACAAAAAAUUUUCCUUCACACUUUAGCAGGCUUAGGACUGUCAACAGUGAGAUGUUGGCGUCUUUAAAAAGUGUUUCUGUUUGUACAACCUAACCUAACCUGCCGUUGGGGUUUGUACCAAUUGGUUCAAAACGAAUAUCACAUAUUCUAUGUGAUGAUAAUACUGUAUCUGCAAGCAUUAAUUUGGGGUUAUUUAUUCUUUGCAACCAAAUUCUGCCAACGUCUUCAUUCGUAGGAAUGGAAUGUCUAUAAAAAAAGUAAAAUAAGGAUAAAAUCAUUAAACAAAAUGAUUUCCUAAAUACAAAUUAAUGAAGUUAAGAAGAAAAGGGUUAUUCUCGUAUAGAUAUGAACUUGAUUUCAAUUUAAAUAUUUUUAUGUUGAUAAAUAGUAAAAAUCACCUUAUCGCUUGCUUAUUCGUGCAUCCUGGUACACAGCAGGCUUUUUCUCGUUUACUCAUAUUGACUAAGUAAACACGACAGCACAAUUCGCAACAAAUAAUAACUUUCAAAUGCACAAAAAUGCAAAUAGCUAAUAAACAAACAAUAUCAAACACCUGUGCAAGAUGGACGUUGUUCAUUCAAUAAUCUUGGUUGCUUUGGUAAGCUUUUAGAUGUAAACCGAUAACAUAUAUGGCGUUGAAAAUCGUCCUAAGCUUCUCUUAUUCCAGUGCACAGGCCCUGUCCGGAAUCGUUUUAGCUACACUGCGCGCCAGCGAAAACAGGCCACCUCAAAAAUUUACGAAAUUGUUCAAAUUUUUACAUGUAGCUUAUUUUUGUUGUAAUAAAUGUAUGAUGUAUUUAUGCAAUAAUGCAACACAACAAGAACGGAACAUUACUAAUUGUGCUGUAAAUAAUAAUGUAAUUUCGUUUUAUUAAAAUCCAUACAUUAUAAAGUGUAAAUCCAUAUCCAUUAAUUUUUUGCAUCAAAUAUAUUUUAUGAAAAAUAGCAAACAAUAUACUAAUUCACUUUAGACUAACAGCCACGAUUAUGGUCUAAUUUGACUUUACUUGAUCCUACUAUACUAAGCAAUUGUUGAAAUGUUUCCUUAUUCAUUAACAGAUAAUUAAGAUGCUAUUCUGGAUCCCCAAAUCGUCCAUAUUGCAACAAAUUGUUUCUUGUUCUUUUCCUCGAUAAAUGUCCCGGACCAUAGAUCUUUUUCUUCACUUUCAUUUUCUCUUUUAUCAAAAGAAGGGUUAACAGUGAAACAGUUCUCAAAAAGCAGUCUGGCACCCAGCAUGUGCACAGUUUGUGAAACUGUAACAUUUCGAAAACCCACGUCUUUGCUGUCAAAAGCCGAAUCACUAAUCGUAUCUCACAGUCAGCAGGCUGAUCGAUUCUGUACUUACUACGAGGCAACAGUACAAAUGCAAACGGCGUCGUUUGACGAACCAAACAUGUUGGGAUGAUGUCUAAAUUCUUAAGGCCAAAUAAGCAGAAAAUUCUUGCCUAAAUUUUCACUUAUGAUAGAGUACAAAA